AUGAAGUUCAAGGUGCCUGCCACUGGAGCGCCUGCCGCCAAGGAGCUGACCGGUGACCCUGAGGCCACAGGUGGGAGCGACGCGCUAUCUCCGUUGUCACCAGGCGGCGAUGACUCCCUGGGCUCCGACGGAGACUGUGCGGCCAACAGCCCGACGACGGACGGGGGUAUCCAGGAGCCUGCGCCAAGCGGGUCGGUCCCAGAGGAGGAGGAGUCGGCGGCGGCGGGGGGCGCGAGAAACAGCGGGGCCGGGGCCGCGAGGCCUGGCGAGGGCGUGCGCGGCGAGGGUGGUCGCGGCAAACCUUACACACGGCGGCCUAAGCCCCCGUACUCCUACAUCGCGCUCAUCGCCAUGGCCAUCCGCGACUCCGCAGGCGGCCGCCUAACGCUCGCGGAAAUCAAUGAGUACCUCAUGGGCAAGUUUCCUUUCUUCCGCGGCAGCUACACCGGCUGGCGCAACUCCGUGCGCCACAACCUCUCCCUCAACGACUGCUUCGUCAAGGUGCUACGCGAUCCCUCCCGGCCCUGGGGCAAGGACAACUACUGGAUGCUCAACCCCAACAGCGAGUACACCUUCGCCGACGGGGUCUUCCGCCGCCGCCGCAAGCGCCUGGGACACAAGGUUGCGGUUCCUGUCGCUACCGCGGCCACCAGCGGCCCGGGCCGCGCCUCGCCCUCGCCUCACCCACGCUCGCCCGCCCGCCCGGAGGACAGCGCCAGCCCCGCGGGCAAGUUUUCCAGCUCUUUCGCCAUAGACAGCAUCCUCAGCAAGCCCUUCCGCAGUCGCCGCGAGCCGGGCGCGGACGCCAAAGCGCGCCUGCUGUGGAGCGCGGGCUGCGCGCCUCCCGCCCCACCGGCGCCUCAUCCUGCGCCCGGGGCGGCCCCGCUGCCGCUCUACACCUUCGAGGCUCGCGAGCCACCGAUGCUGCUGGGCGCGCGGGCCGGGGACGCGCCACCCCUUCUCCUUGCGUCCUUCCCUUCCUGCACUCCGGGAGAGCCCUUCUGCGCCCCGCUGAACGGAGCCGGUUCGCCUCCCUGCUGCCCCCUGCGGCCACCGGGCGCCCUGCAGGCUGCCCUAACCGCGGGGUCCGGCGUGUACCGCGCGGGCCGGGUAGAGACGCUUCUGGCCUGA
This is a messenger RNA of Elephantulus edwardii (Cape elephant shrew), 1131 nucleotides long. RefSeq names its product forkhead box Q1 (gene FOXQ1). Gene Ontology annotation, molecular function: DNA-binding transcription factor activity, RNA polymerase II-specific; RNA polymerase II cis-regulatory region sequence-specific DNA binding. The record is from RefSeq and is a predicted model, not a curated record. The coding region runs from base 1 to 1131 and encodes 376 amino acids. Lineage: Eukaryota; Metazoa; Chordata; Mammalia; Macroscelidea; Macroscelididae. The transcript has a single exon. Gene Ontology annotation, biological process: regulation of transcription by RNA polymerase II; anatomical structure morphogenesis; cell differentiation.